AUUCCCGUAUUCAGUUGUUAUCUACACGCCAAGCGUAAUACAAUGUGUCUAGUGUUUUAGUUUGGCCUAAAUUAAUGAUGAACUUUUUCAUAUAAAAUGAAUAGCAUAUUUUUUAAUUUCGUGUUUUCUCUAAUACUUUUUACAUUGUGCAAGAGUGCUAUCGUCCCAAGGAUCCCGGUUAAUCUACAAGAAUGCUACAGAGGUGGUGGACCGCCUCUUAUGGCACCAAAACGUCUGGACGUCUACAUCUCCCUACUGAGAAAACUGGAACUCAGUUCUAGACUUGAUAUUAAACUAUUUAGUACUUCGUUACUCCGCAGUAUCAGGCUAGAUGGCGUUGAAGAGUCCCAGAGCGGUGUAGAAACAGAAUUUGUUUUACCAUUUCGAGCUGGAGACUUCCAGUUCCAUAGGUACCAGAUUCUCAUGGACCUGUUUCUGCCAACCCAGAAUCUUCUAGAAGUGGAUGACAUACUGUCCUUGUCAGAAAAAUGUCUCUUGCAUAGAAUGAUGAGUUCAUCUGUGCGACAGUGGGAGAGAGGAGAUGAGAACAUUGCUUGCCCACUGUCAGCCCAGCAGAGGCAAAAUAUGGCGACUCAAAGUUCUGGUAGGAUCCACAGUAGAUGUCCGAUUGAAGAAGGCGUCAUACAAACAGACUGGGGACCAAUAGCUCCAGGUAUUCUGGUAGCAGCAGUUGCAGCGUCGUUAGAGCCCCAGCGUGUUCUAAUGUCGGAUAUCCUGAACGCUGACAUAUUCAAGGCGGGCAUAUCGGAGCCUCUCAUGGUGUUAGCGAAGCAAGAGUGGUAUGAGGACAUAGAGGCUUUUAAUGUUGAGGAGCAGCCUGCAGUACCAGAUAUAAGUAACGUGUGGGUUGCUACACUAGCGGGUGAUCUAGCUGAAGUUGUAGUUAACCAAGGCCCAAGAGUAGGAUCGGUGGCCCACGCGCUUGGUGUUGGAAGUAGCAACAGAUGGAACGAUACUCUGUUGCCUCGAGAUUUUUAUUUACUACCAAGGAAUGCGUCGAAUGUUGAUUGGCAUUUUACUGACGCGGAAAUGCUUGCAGGUGUCGAUGGUCUGAUUCUAGCAAACUUCAUACCGAAAUGGGUGGAACAGAGGCGCACCUUGCGUCUAUCACAGAUCCUAGACAUGUACUACUCUCACGAGGGCGUGUCUUUCGACCCUAGCGUGAAGGCGUGUAAUCGGCAAGCGUUGUUCAACCAAUUGUUUACGGGCCCAAUGCUUCUGACUGAGGCUUCCAGGUUCGCACGAGUGCUGGCCUUAAGGCAGAUCACUGUGUAUGUGGCAGGUGACGAAAUGGACAGGAUAACUGAGGCAGCUGUAGCAGCUUUCAUCAGCUAUGUUCCGAACGUCCUAAGUCAGAAUCAUUUGGCUUGCCAUGCUAGCAUCAGCGUACCGGUCAUCGAUAUGGUGGUGGCCACGGAUGGAGCCUGGAAACAAUAUGAUGUCGAACAGUUUAUGUCGUGGCUUGGUGGAGCCUUGGAGAUCAAUCUGCAGCGCAGCUCCUUGGCGCUGCUUCAUGGGAAUACCGGCGAGUGGAUAGUGCCACCAUGCAACAAUCUAACAGCAGUUUUCGACUACCUCACCAAUUAUACUGACCCAUGGCCUAAUCGUCUGAAUCUCCCGAACAUCAUAUCAAGAUCUAUCAGAAUCUCUCGCGAGAAGACUUUGGAGGAGGCCGAGUUGCAAGUCAGCGCUGGACCUAGCACGAUGAUGCUCAUCAUCAGCCCAAGUGACCGACCCUCAGGCACUGAGUUGGAAAGGGCCACGGAUCUUAUGCACUCCCUUAGGACCAGCUUUUUUGACGUCUACUUCGUAUACGCAGCACGAGACCUGACCGACUUUCAGAACAUAAACAAUGAGUAUUUGGAUUACUCGGAACUGUUUCUUGCGACAACAUCAACGAGCGUGGCUUCUGUAAUUGAGGCUGUGGAUGCUUCGGUGGUAAGAAGUGUGAUACCGACCAGGAUCUUUGGACCCCAUUGUCCAUUCAACGGUAGCUCCUUCGACCAAGUAGAAUACGAGGACUUUGUACUGCCAGAACGCAAGGUGAUUUAUCGGAUACACCCUUUUCAUCUCAGACUACAACCUCUAAUCAAUAUUCAAAUUCGCAACGAUGGACAAGGCGCGCUACUUGUGUGCUCUUGGCGCGGCGCCGAUGAGUCCCACUCGUGUCAAACUGUCCCUGAGCGCGAGACCCACGUCUUCAACCUGACUAACCCGUGCCCUUCCGCCGACUUCUGUAUACCUGCCUAUUAUACCGUUGCUGCGUCUACAUCGGGAAAUAUUUGUGCUAACGAUGACUGCCGAUUGCCACAUCAAGUUGGCUACUACAUUCGACAUUCUGGGUUAAGAUGUUUGCCUCUUCGUGGAGCAGCAAAUAUAGUGCGAAUUAAAUUUUAUUUUGUACUGUUAGUGGUUAUCGUGUUUUUAAUAUCUUGAAAGUGCAUUUUCUUAUUUGUGAAAAAACAAUAAAUUAUCAUUUUAUACAUUUUAAUACAAAA
This is a messenger RNA of Ostrinia nubilalis (European corn borer), 2519 nucleotides long. RefSeq lists its product as uncharacterized. NCBI's taxonomy places the organism in Eukaryota, Metazoa, Arthropoda, Insecta, Lepidoptera, Crambidae. The coding region runs from base 97 to 2457 and encodes 786 amino acids. The record is from RefSeq and is a predicted model, not a curated record. The transcript is spliced from 12 exons.